Messenger RNA from Rhododendron vialii, 2507 nucleotides. Its product is annotated as MACPF domain-containing protein At4g24290-like. NCBI's taxonomy places the organism in Eukaryota, Viridiplantae, Streptophyta, Magnoliopsida, Ericales, Ericaceae. Gene Ontology annotation, biological process: plant-type hypersensitive response; regulation of salicylic acid mediated signaling pathway. Gene Ontology annotation, cellular component: plasma membrane. The transcript is spliced from 7 exons. The coding region runs from base 434 to 2278 and encodes 614 amino acids. The record is from RefSeq and is a predicted model, not a curated record.
CUUUUUCUGGCUUCUGUUUUUUUUUUUAUCAAAUAAUUUAAUACAGUCAAACACUACAGGUACAGGUAUAGUAUAGUAGAAUCAAUUACUGUAUAGAAGAAGUAGAGAGUUGGUAUGGUAUACAAUACUCCUACAUGGGUGGUGGUUGGUUGGUUUGGUCAUUGAUUAUUCUCACUUUAUCGUCAAACAUCCCAAUUUUUUGAGGGGUUUCUUUGGAGGAGUCUGAGCCUGGCGGCUCUUGCGUACUUCCCUUCCUUUUCCUUGCUUGUUUGAUUUUCAAACUUGCUUUUGUGGUAGUGGCGUUGAUUGCUUGCUACUCCAAAUCCUGCAAAUUACAUCCGGGCUUCUGUUCUGCUGCAGCGAACAAAAAAAAAAAAACCACUAUGUAUUUAUAGGCAAUAGGUAAUAUUCCCAUAUACUGCUUUACACUUACAUGUUGAUGGCGGCAGCAGGAGGUAAGGACAGUGCACGGCAACUGAGGGCGGCGGCGGAGACAGCAAUAGAGUCAAUUGGGUUGGGGUAUGAUCUGGCCGUCGAUUUGCGGCUCAAGUACUGUAAGAAGCAGCAGCAUAAUGAUCCGAGGUUGAUCACCAUCGACCAAGAUGAUAAGGUUCGUGACAUCACCAUCCCUGGUGGAAUUUUGAUCCAAAAUGUCUCCAAAUCCAUCAAGUGCGAUAAAGGUGAAAGGUUGCGAUUCAGCUCCGAUGUUCUCUCUUUCCAACAGAUGUCAGAGCAGUUUAACCAAGAACUCUCACUUUCUGGUAAAAUUCCGACGGGCCAUUUUAAUGCUGCAUUUGAAUUUAGUGGUUGUUGGCAGAAGGAUGCUGCCAACACUAAAACCCUUGCUUUUGACGGGGUCAUCAUAACACUCUACAGCAUUGUGUUAGAAAAAUCCCAAGUGGCACUGCGGGAUCAUGUUAAACGAGCUGUGCCAUCAUCAUGGGAUCCAGCUGCUUUGGCAAGGUUUAUUGAGAAGUUUGGUACCCAUGUUAUCGUUGGUGUGAAGAUGGGGGGAAAGGACGUUGUGUAUGUCAAGCAGCAACACUCAUCACCUCUUCAACCGGCUGACGUACAGAUAAGAUUAAAGGAGGUGGCUGACAAGAGGUUUAACGAUGGAACUGGACAAUACAGUAACGACCCUCGAAAGUUGUAUGAGAAAGAAAUGCUUGAGAUCAAGGACCAAGGGCUGCCCUUCAUGGACUCCAGUACAUUGAGUUCUUACUCUCCACAAGAGGAUAUUACAUUCUUCUGGAAGAGGAGAGGUGGAAACAAUCAUAAAAAUUUACCACACGACAAGUGGUGUCAGACAGUUCAACUCGAACCUGAUGUGAUCUCAAUGUCUUUCAUUCCGAUCUCGUCUCUGUUGAGCGGAAUUGAUGGAAGCGGAUUCUUGACCCAUGCCAUCAAUCUCUAUCUGCGCUAUAAACCACCAAUUGAAGAACUUCAUCAGUUUUUAGAGUUUCAACUUCCAAAGCAAUGGGCACCAGUAUUUGGUGAGCUUGCUGUUGGUCCAGAGAGGAAGCAGCAAAGUGGUGCAUCAUUACAGUUUAGCCUUAUGGGCCCCAAGCUGUAUGUCAACACUAAUUUGGUAGAUGUGGGAAAGAGGCCAGUUACUGGCCUACGACUCUAUUUGGAAGGAAAAAGAAACAACUGCUUGGCAAUUCACAUGCAGCACCUUUCCUCCAUGCCAGAAAGCUUCCAACUUCAGGAUGAACCAAAUCGGGGCGACUCCCGAAAUUCUUCUUACGAUCGCAGGUACUAUGAAAAGGUCCAGUGGAAGAGCUUCUCUCAUGUGUGCACCGCCCCUGUUGAAUCUGACGAGGAGCUCUCCAUUGUUGCUGGGGCCCAGUUCGAAGUUAGGGACUCUGGCAUGAAGAAAGUACUUUUUUUACGCCUCCAAUUUUCCAAAGUCAUGGGUGCUAUAGUGGUGAAGAAACCUGAAUGGGAUGGUUCCCCAGCCCUGGUUCAAAAAUCCGGAAUUCUCUCAACAUUGAUGAGCACUCAUUUCUCAACAGCUCAAAAACCACCCCCGCGGCCAUCUGAUAUAAACAUAAAUUCUGCGUUGUAUCCUGGUGGGCCACCUGUUCCAGCACAUGCAACAAAACUUCUGAGGUUUAUUGACACAACGGAGAUGACAAGAGGAGCACAAGACCCACCUGGGUACUGGGUCGUGUCUGGAGCAAGGCUUAUGGUCGAGAAAGGUAAGAUUUCUAUCCGCGUCAAGUAUUCUCUCUUGACUGUGAUAUUACCGGAUGAAGAGGUUCAAUUGCAGUUCUAGAGUAAGUCUAAAUCGGCGUUGUAGGGACUCUGAAAAACAAAACAAAAAAAACGUGAAGAAAUAGGGGGUUGGUAUUUGUUUCUAUGGUGCGUUGGAGAAAAUACUUUUACAAAUUCUGACUUCAAGAAAAUGUUGGAUAUGAUAUGAUUUUGUUGGGAGGUUCAUUGAAGUGUUUGUAUAGUAAUUUCUCUUGAAUGAAUUUGGUCUGCUACAUGAUUAAGAAACUAAA